Histoplasma capsulatum G186AR is the source of this 4593-nucleotide messenger RNA. RefSeq names its product SHREC complex subunit Mit1. Bases 1 to 4593 code for a protein of 1530 amino acids. Gene Ontology annotation, cellular component: nucleus; chromatin. Gene Ontology annotation, biological process: negative regulation of transcription by RNA polymerase II; chromatin remodeling. The transcript is spliced from 3 exons. The record is from RefSeq and is a predicted model, not a curated record. Gene Ontology annotation, molecular function: histone binding; ATP hydrolysis activity; ATP binding. Lineage: Eukaryota; Fungi; Ascomycota; Eurotiomycetes; Onygenales; Ajellomycetaceae.
AUGGGAGGUCACAGUAAUGCAUACCAGAGCUCAGACGAUGAGGAUCCGUCGCUGGCGGCCGAUAUCCUGAGGCAAUUCACCGCAGCUAAUACCAACCAAAAAUCUGAACAAGGUCUCAAAGCCAGUAAACAGAUAAUCCAAAUCAUUCCCCCAACUAUUGAUAAUAAGGAGGACUACAAUUUUUUACCUGGCUAUCUAAAAGUUGAAGAGAUCCUUGGUACGGUGAAUGUUUCCUAUCCAGCGAAAUAUUCCACUAGACUUGCAAAUGGGGAUAUUGUUAAUAAGGGACGCAAUGCCCUUUCUCGGUUCAAUCAAUCUCCGAUAAUCAGUGAUACUUCCAAAGAAGAUACAGUCACUCAUCACCAGUACCCAAGCCGAACGCGGUCUCAGAGGGAUAGCUUUUAUGUGAACUCCACAAUGCUCAGCCUAUCUUCAGAUGAUGAUCAACCGGCUAGCCCAUUUGCAAAACCAAUUACUUCAAGGCGCCUUUUGAGGAGAGGUAAUCGCAGCGAGGCAAGCACUGUACUCUCAAGGCGACGUUCUUCGCGUUUACUUCAAUUCACAGAUGCCCAAGGUUCCGAGCACAGUGAAGAUAAAUCGAUGGAAUCUUCAGAUGGAGAACACAGGAAAUAUAGACAACGAGUCAGACGCCGUGGAAGGCGCUCUAAGUCAUACAAAAAUGAAAAAUUUGCCAAACCUGUUUCAAUUGGAGUCCGAUCCUCGCAGAGAGUCAAAGCAUUAAAAAGUAUCGCAGAACGCUUGGAAGAUGACGUUUCAGAAACCGAAGAUAAUCCAGCAGGGGCGAAGUAUUCAGCGACAAAGGAAUUCUUCAAACAACUCCCAAAUGAAGAUCCCUUUAGAAAUCGUCAUCAAAAUGUGUGUAAUUCUUGCCGCUCUUCUGAUUCCGAAAAUGGUAUUCUUGUAUUCUGUCAAGGUUGCACUACAUCAUAUCACCAGAGAUGUCUUGGACCCCGCAGCCAAAGAGAGCACUUAGUCACAAAGAUUGGGGAAAUGGAUUUUGUUCUGCAGUGCCGACGCUGUUUAGGCUCUGCCCACACAAAAGACAUGCUUUCUCCUCAUCAGGGUGCUUGUACCCAGUGUCAUCAACUCGGCCCAUUAUCAAAGCCUUUAAGACCACGAACGACAGCCCGCGAGGAGCAGCUGCUGAGGGAAGAAAAUGGUGGUUCCGAUCCCAUACCUGAUAUUGACACUCCAUUGCAUAACUUAUAUAAUGUGGAUUCCAUCCUGUUUCGAUGUAUUUCAUGCGAGCGAGCCUGGCAUAUGAACCAUCUCCCACCUAGAGGACAAAACCCUCCCGGCAACAUGGAAGAGAGUGAUAGUGCAGAUUUCGGCAAACAAAAGUUCAGGGAAUAUUCGAGACGGUUUACUUGUGAGGACUGCGCCAAUAUGCCUGGGGAGAUAGAAACUAUUGUUGCUUGGCGCCCAGUUGAUCUUGAUAGCUUUAUACCUGGGUAUACUUCGGAAAUGAUGGAGGAGAUCGCCAAGGAAUAUCUAAUAAAGUGGCGGAAAAAAUCUUACUUCCAAACCUCAUGGAUGCCUGGGUCAUGGGUUUGGGCGAAGGCUGCUCCUGCCACCCGGAAAGCAUUCGCCAGGUCCUCAAAAUCCCUAAAGCCGAUUAUGUCGAAAGAAGAUGCAAUUCCAGAAGAAUUUUUGCGGGUUGACAUAAUUUUUGACUUGGAAUACUCAAAUGUGGUCAGAAAUUCAACACUCGAGAUUGAUAUGGCCCGCGUCAAAGAGGUAUCAAAGAUUUAUGUCAAGUAUAAGGGCCUGCCAUAUGAAGAUGCUGUGUGGGAAACCAUCCCAUCACCUAAAGAGACUGAGCGCUGGCAUGAUUAUCAAAGGGCAUACCAAGAUUGGGUUGCUGGGAAGUACGUGCAUGUGCCUAAAAGUCACAUUAUGAAGAAGAAUUUGACCACCGCACGGUCCAAAGAUUUUGCUACACAGCUUGUUAAAAAAACCCAACCGGCCUUACUAACAGGUGGCCAAAUUAUGGAUUACCAGAAAGAUGGCUUGAAUUGGCUUUAUUACAUGUGGUACAAAAAUCAAAAUGCCAUCCUCGCUGAUGAAAUGGGGUUGGGGAAAACAAUUCAAGUAAUCGCUCUUUUUGCGACUCUAGUUCAUGAUCACAGAUGUUGGCCUUUCUUAGUGGUUGUUCCGAAUUCUACAUGCCCUAAUUGGCGUCGGGAAAUAAAGUCCUGGGCACCUUGGUUACGGGUUGUGACAUACUACGGCACCGCAGCUGCGAGAAAGAUUGCACACGAUUACGAAAUGUUUCCGGAUGGUACAUCGGAUCUUCGAUGUCAUAUUGUUGUUACUUCAUAUGACUCAAUGAUCGACGAUAAGGCAAGGCGUCUGUUUUCAAGCAUUCCCUGGGCUGGUUUGGUUGUCGACGAGGGACAGCGCUUGAAGAACGACAAAAAUCAAUUAUAUGAGGCGUUAACGCGCAUUCACUUCCCCUUCAAAAUUCUGCUUACUGGUACCCCUCUGCAAAAUAACAUUCGCGAGUUAUUCAAUAUCAUUCAAUUCUGCGAUCCGUCUAAAAAUGCUGAGGUCCUUGAACAGCAAUAUGGGGGAGAUUUUACAAAAGAGAAGCUCACUGAACUGCAUGACAUGAUACGCCCGUAUUUUCUUCGCCGAACAAAAGCUCAAGUUCUGACAUCUUUGCCCCCAAUGGCACAGAUCAUUAUACCAGUUACAAUGAGUGUUGUACAGAAAAAACUGUAUAAAUCGAUUCUGGCCAAAAAUCCAGAGCUGAUUCGGUCGAUUUUCGAGAGAAACCAAGGGAGAACAUUGAAACGGACAGAACGUCACAAUCUAAACAACAUUUUGAUGCAGCUUCGGAAAUGUCUAUGUCAUCCCUUUGUCUACUCCAAAGCCAUUGAAGAGAGGACGGUCAAUGCGGCUUUGUCUCAUCGAAAUUUGGUUGAGGCUUCGUCAAAACUUCAAUUGUUGGAAAUGCUUUUGCCUAAACUGCAGGAAAGGGGUCAUCGCGUUUUAAUAUUUAGCCAAUUUCUUGAUAACUUGGAUGUCAUGGAAGACUUUCUUGAUGGCCUGGGUCUUCUGCAUCGCCGCCUUGACGGAUCUAUGACCUCUCUCCAAAAGCAGAAGCAGAUUGAUGAAUUUAACGUUCCCGGUUCACCAUACUUCGCAUUUUUGCUGUCCACUAGAUCUGGUGGUGUUGGGAUUAAUCUGGCCACUGCAGAUACGGUUGUCAUUAUGGACCCCGAUUUCAACCCACAUCAGGACAUUCAAGCCUUGUCGCGAGCACAUCGAAUUGGUCAAAGGAAAAAAGUUCUGGUUUUCCAAUUAGUGACGAAGGGAUCGGCCGAGGAGAAAAUUAUGCAAAUGGGAAAAAAGAAGAUGGCUCUAGAUCAGGUUUUGAUUGAACAUAUGGACGUGGAGGACGACACAGAAAUUGAUUUGGAGGCCAUUCUUCGGCACGGAGCAGAUGCUCUUUUCGAUGACAGUACCACAGACGAUAUUCACUAUGAUAACGAGGCAAUUGAAAAACUUCUUGACCGAAGCCAGAUCGAGAAUACAAAGGCUGGGGAUGAUGGAUCUGCGGAGUCCCAGUUCAGCUUCGCUAGAGUGUGGGUUAAUAAUACGCUUUCCGACAAACUAGGUGAUUCAGAAACGGCAACUCCGAGCAAUACAGUAUGGAAUAAAAUCCUACAGGAACGUGAACGUAUGGCUGCCGAAGAAGCGAAGGCAAAUGCUCAAACACUGGGGCGGGGAAAACGUAAGCGUCAAACAAUUGACUAUACUUUUCAGUGUCGUGGUGCAGAGCAUCUGCUGUCUUCGCCUAAAGCAUCAGGAAAGGAUGAUACCGAUGCAGAAUUUCAAUCCAAAAGCCCUGAGUUUGAUACCGAGGAUGUUGAUACCGAUGGCGAUUUUGUUAGCGGGCCUUGGAAAGCAAGUAAUGAAAAGAAUCCCAGACACAAAGAGUCUAUGAAAGUACGUCGGUUCAAAAGAGCCACAGUCCCUGAUAUAAACUCAGAGGUAAACGGCUCAAUGCUGGAUGGGAGUGGAGGAUCCAAUACCAGAUCGCAUUCACCACGUCGCUGCGUAGCCUGCGAUCAAAUUCAUCCAAUUGGAUACUGCCCAUUGAAAUUGGCUGGUGUUGAACAUUGUGGGCUUUGUGGGAUUGCGCACUAUGGGCGCGGACGAGCAUGCCCACACCUCAGUUCAGAAACCCAGGUUGCUUUGAUGCUCGGCUCUCUCAAAGAAAGCACUGAACAGCGAGCGUUGGUAGACGAAGCUACCAAAUAUCUGCGAGGCAUCCGAGGCGACCUUGUUAGAAGGAAGAAAAUCAAAGCGGCCAAGGAAACGACAAAUUCUCUGCCCCUAGCCACUGCUGCACCAACAUCGCAUCCAACCCAAAACGCACCAGCGUCUCCUGUCGAUCGCCCAUUCCUACCACACCAUCCAGGCCACAUUGUGGCAUAUCCUCCGUAUCCACCGCAACUACCACCACAGUUUUCACACACGCAACAGUUAUAUCAACAAUCACCAUGCCCACCGUAUCCCUACCCACCAUUUCCAACCUCCUCGUAUCCCGGUAUGACGAAGUAG